UACAGUUCGUACGACCGGGACAAAAUGUCGUUGGUAUUUCGAGAGAUUGUUGACGAGGAAUUUAAAGACAUUUGUGAGACUUUUCGGAAGUCAAUUGAUGCUGAAUUCAGCGCAAAGUCUUUGACUUGCGAUUUGUUCGAUUCGGACCUGUUCGUUGAACAAGGAACUUCUCAGAUAUUUACAUCUACUCAGGACGUUAUAUUGCUUCCUUUAAACGUGAUUGAUGCAUUGGAAUUACGAGUGUUAGAAGAAAAUGUUUCUAUCCCUUUGGCACCGUUUGAACCCAUAGAAAUUAAAGCGAAUGAGCAUUGUUUCCUGUCUUGGGAAAGACUCUCUUUACGCAAUCGAAUUCGUAACAUGCAAGCAUAUCCAAAGUCAAAAGCAGAGACCGAAGAAGCCAAGUGUAACGGAAUCUUCAUUGCCUUUGGCCUGAAAGAACGAGGAACAAAUCAGGAACACAGUGCGACUGCACCCCAAGAUAUUCCAGCGGAGCAGAAGGUUAUUCUUAAAUGGGAAGAUUGAGCGAGACCGUGGACAGAUCAGCAAUUUCGCUAUAACUGGUUUUCCCAAACGGUCCUCAGUCCUUUUCAUAAAAAAAAACACAGUAUUUGAAUCUACAUAUCCAGUUACGCUAAUGCCCACGGAGGCAAUCGACAGCUAUUAUACUAACUGUUUUUGCAUCGUUUACUCUGUUAAUGAUUUGCAACAGUUACGAACCUUGUACAGGCUUGUUACUGCCAAUACAAGUUUCCGUUAUUUUACAUUCUAAUUUCUUAUCCCACUGCUAUAUCUUAGCUGCACCAAAUUGUCUCUCUGUAACAAACUUUCAGCUGUACGAUCCUGUGAAUUGCUCAAUCCAUUUCCCUCUUAUUCGUGUGGUCUCAUCCCGCUACUUUCGCCCUUUAAUUGUUUCCACACCUCAGUAUUUCCGUCACUCCUUGUUUGUGAGGUUUUUAUAAUUAAUGAAUUCUUAUGAUUCGGUACAUUUGUUAGUCGAUUACAACCAUUACAAUCAUAUAACGCAAUCGUAUCUUCAAUUAGCAGCCGCGUACA
Schizosaccharomyces japonicus yFS275 is the source of this 1053-nucleotide messenger RNA. RefSeq lists its product as hypothetical. Lineage: Eukaryota; Fungi; Ascomycota; Schizosaccharomycetes; Schizosaccharomycetales; Schizosaccharomycetaceae. The record is from RefSeq and is a predicted model, not a curated record. The transcript has a single exon. The coding region runs from base 25 to 522 and encodes 165 amino acids.